Molecule: messenger RNA, 447 nt
Organism: Knipowitschia caucasica
Lineage: Eukaryota; Metazoa; Chordata; Actinopteri; Gobiiformes; Gobiidae
Source: the annotation of a GenBank genome assembly
AUGAGUGAAAUGGGCUACAAGUGUAUGGCAGAUGUGCCGCAUUACGGAGAUGACAGGAUGCGCUGGUGUGACACUGAGAGGGGGAGCGGAGCCAAGAGCUGCCCGACCGUGGGGAGCCCGAGCUGGGAUGUGACAGCUGUUCCAGUGGGUCCUUUGGUGUGGACUGCCUCUCUCCUCAGGGACCAUCAAAUCAGUGAAAGGACCAGGGUGCAUGUGUUGGACCACUUUGUCAUUGAAAUUAAGCAGUGGUGGUGUGGGACAAAAGGCAUUCGGCAGGUGGACAGGGGGUGGACAGGCUGGACAGAAGCAGCCCCCAACCCCCACACCAGAGCCUACAGGCAGGCAGCAGCAGGAGAAGACGACCCCCUACUCAACCAGGCUGCAGACGUCCUCCUGAGACCUGCUGCUCAUCAGCCGCACACCACUGGGGGGAGGGGCCUGCCAUAA